Physella acuta is the source of this 7054-nucleotide messenger RNA. RefSeq names its product carbohydrate-responsive element-binding protein. The record is from RefSeq and is a predicted model, not a curated record. NCBI's taxonomy places the organism in Eukaryota, Metazoa, Mollusca, Gastropoda, Physidae. Gene Ontology annotation, biological process: regulation of transcription by RNA polymerase II. Gene Ontology annotation, cellular component: nucleus. Gene Ontology annotation, molecular function: DNA-binding transcription factor activity, RNA polymerase II-specific; protein dimerization activity; RNA polymerase II cis-regulatory region sequence-specific DNA binding.
UGUUAGUAAAGAAUAACACUGCUAUGGCCGACGGAUUGUUAUGGCUGUAUUCUAUUCUGGUGAUAAAGUAAAUGGUUACAAUUUGUGAAUGUUUGUAAUGGCAGUUGACGAUAUGAGGCCACUAAAUUCGAAAAACAGAAUGGUCGACGUAAAAGAAGAAAGGGGCCCGAACAAUGAAAGUUCGAAGAGUACAAUUCAUAGUGGACACUUUAUGGUCAGUCGUGUGCAUGAUGUAAACAACGAAGACGACGAUGAAGAGGAAAUUCAGUCGCCGUUUAUUGAUGAUGUGAAAGGUUUUGAUUUCUUGUCAGCAAACAGGGAAAUAUCUAAAACAUACAACUUUGGAAAUGCCAAUAACAUAGCAACUGUAUCUAUUGAUGCAUCAUUGACAAAACUUUUUGAGUGUAUGACACUUGCUUACAGUGGCAAAAUUACCUCACCAAGAUGGAAGCAGUUCCGUGGCUUACAUGUCUCACAGAAGCAGCGCAUACGACUCAACAAUCUCAUUUGGAGAGAGUGGCAUAUGCAAUACAUUUACCAAAAGGCCCCCAUGGUCUGUCAGUUUGCUUGUCCAUUGUCAGAUGACGUCCAUUCAAAGCCAGAGGCUGUUGUGUUGGAAGGGAAAUACUGGAAACGAAGGCUGGACACAGUAACUGCUGAGUAUAAGAAAUGGCGGCGCUACUACAAAGAGCGCAUCAGGCAACAACAGGGUGUGAACUUCCACGACUCUAGCAGAUUGAAUGAAAAUGAACUGCUAGAGAGGGUCAAGGAUGUGACCUUCAUUACUCACAGCUCUGGUGGCUAUGUGUCCAACACGGACCUUAAUUUGCUUAAGACUGACAUGUCAGAUAUGGAUUUUACAAAUGAGCUUUUUGCCAGCCUGAACCAGCCUUUUGCAUUUCCAAACUUGAGCCAGCCAUUUGCUUUUCCCAAUCCCAGAGAACUAAGUCAGCUGGGGUGUGGAGAUCUUAUUCAACCUGGGCUUGUCCAACUGCAGCCCAACCUGGAGGAGUUUAUGGACAUUGAUACCAUGCAAGAACUCCUCAACUCACGGCUGCCUAAUUCCUUUGGUGCUUUUGUAUCUGACAGUUCUCUAAAUGCUGAUGUGUCACAGUCCAACAUGAACAGCAAUGAAAUAUCCCUGGCGGAUUUCUUGAACAACGCAUCCAUUGUUCCCACCACCAGCUCGCAGAAUGACUCCGCCACCAUCUUUGGUGGCAGCAACAGCAUAAACAAUAACUUCUUGACUGGGACUCAAAACAUCACUUUCCAAGUGACCUCUGAUAAUGGACAGUACCAUCUUGAACCCAGCACCAUUUUUCUGGGGCCAGCCCAGAACUUCAAUGUGAACCAGCCAUCUUUCACGCUGGUGCAGACAGGAGUGGGUCAGAACAUUGGUGGGGGGAGUUCACAGCCCAAGUCUUUCAACACGUCUGCAGACAUCCUGACACAGAUGCUACAGCAGCGGCCCAUGGAAGCCCCCAGAAGACAGCAGACCUCCAGCACAACCUCUCUCACCUCCAGCCAUCACCAACAUUCAUCACCAACAUUUCACCAGCCAUCACCGUCAGCUUGUAGCCCACUCCUCGUCCAGUCUCUAACGGUGGGCCAAAAGCAGCCUGCCCAGGCUCAAAAACAGCCUCCCCAGGCUCAGAAGCCCUCCCAGUCACCCAGGAAGUCCACAAAAACAAACAAUCAGCCGGGGAUUAGUGAGGCCGGCAGUGCUAGUGGGGUCAUGACUGGGCUGGCCAAGAUGGCGGGGUAUAACACCAGCAGGAAGAAAGAUGGAGUAUUUGCUGUACCUGUUAAAAAGCCCACCCCUCCCAGGAAGACAAGGAACAUUGCACCUGCACCAACUACCUCACCUCCAACCUCCACAGUGUCUAUGCAACAACAAUCUUACCUGGCUGAGCUGUUGAAAAAUGGCACAUAUCCUGGUGCACUGAUCAAUGUGAAGAAGGAGCCUCAGUUAAUCCAGCCUCAGAUCACGACCACCACCAACCUGUACCAGCCCAUGAGGCAUAACUCUAACUUACUCCAGCACAUCUCUUCUUCUAACAUGGUCAGCCUUGCACCUGGAAAUCAGAUUCAGGCAACUUUGCCAUUGGUGGCGGCCAACACGGUCCCAACUAUUGAUGUUUCCUCGAUCACAAGCCAAGCCUUGAACGAUGUGAACAUUACAUUCAGUGGUUCACUCAUGAACAUCUCUACCCCUGUUCUGAAAACUUCAAGUGAACUACCCCAGGACCAAGACACAGAAGUGCAUUCAGUCAACUUGUUACAAGAUAACCCGAGUCCACUGGCUGUGAAAAGAUCACCAUCUCCAGCCCUGCAGAUGGACACCAGCAGUCUUAUGGACCCCGUCUCACCCUACUCCUCCAUGCCUCUCUCCCCCACAGGGAUGGAUGAUCCAGAAUCUCCAGGAUCUGAAUCUGGGUUUCCUAAGGACAACAGAAGAGUUGCGCACCUCUCAGCAGAACAGAAGCGCAGGUGCAAUCUUAAGACUGGUUUUGACAUGCUCCAGCACCUUGUCCCUUCAUUAGCACAGAACCCCAAAGUCAGCAAGGCAACCAUGCUUCAGAAAACCGCUGAGUUUUGUAAAAAGCUGAAAGCAGAAAGAAUUCAGAUGCAGAAGGAGGCAGCCAUUUUGAAAAAGGAGAUAGAUUCCCUGAACAUCGCCAUCAGCAACGUCCAGUCUCAGCUCCCUGAGACAGGGGUGCCAGUGACCAGACAGAGGAAGGACCAGAUGAGGGAGAUGUUUGACGAGUACGUCCGCAUUAGGACUACUGACAACUGGAAGUUUUGGAUUUUUUCUGUGAUCAUGAACUCUCUGUAUGAUUCCUAUUGCAACACUGUGUCCACCGCCAGCUUGCAGGAUUUGUAUCGGACAUCUCUCACCUGGCUGGACCAGUCCUGCUCACUGGUUACCCUUAGACCGAAUGUGCUGAAUGCCCUGCGUAAGCUGAGCACUACCACCAGUAUUCUGACGGAGCCCCACAAAGUCAAGGACCAAGCUUUACAGGCGGUGUCGAAACAAGCCAAGAGGUACAGCAGUAACAACAUGAUGAACAAAUAGCAUUGGCUUGUUUAGGCUUUUCACAUUUGCUAACCAAGUAUUUGAGUGAGGUUAGAAUCUGAUGUACUUGUUGAUCAAGGCGGUUUCACUUGUAGCAUAAUAUAAUUCUGUUGUUGGUUUGCUAAACAAGUCUUGCAUAAAAUCAGCUGAUCAUUAUAAUAGCCAAAGCAAUAUCCAGUGUAAUACAUGUGUGUGGUUCUAUAGGGAUUGGUGAUGUAGGCCAGAGUUCAUGGGUCAAAGUGCAUGGUUCGCUAUGAUGAUAGGGAUGUAGAUACUGCUGUAUUGUUUAUGUACUUUAGUUAGGUGUCACACUUGGACAGAGCAUGUUGACAGAGAGGUGUGAGAGAGUUUAUACCUGCCACUAACUCACCACCUGUCACAAUCACAGCUGUGUUGAUGGGGUUCUGGGGGUUGUUUUUUCUUUUACUUUUUGUCUGGUCGGUAGAAACUCCGUGUACACAGUUUUUGUGUGGCAAGUAGAAACUUGUAGAAUACACAAUUUGUGUAGCUGAUACUUAAAAAUUAACUGCAUACACAAUUUUUGUGUACAUGUAGACUUUGGAAAAUAAUUGUACACAAGAUUUUUGUGUGAGCAGUAGAAACUACCCACAAUUUUUGUGUGGCUAUAGAUGAGAAAAAAAAUGUAGAUAUUAGAAAUCUUGACAUGCUUAUAAUUGAUUAGUUUUAAAGAUAAAGAUGUUGAUGUUGAUGUCAUAAAUUAAUCUCGUCUCUUUGAGAUUUCUAAUGUAUUUGCUCUUGUUGGCAGCUCUAAAGUUUUUAACUGCAAUAAUUUUUUUUUUAUGUUGGCAACCUCCAUAAAUGAUGUUAUGUAUGAAUGAAUAGGUUUUAGUGUAUGUGGUUAUGUAUGAAGGACAGUCUUUUGAAAAUCUUAACUUAUUUCUAUCACAAAACAAAUAAUUUUGGAUAUAAGUUUUUAGAAUGCCAACAGUCACAGGCAAGCAUCUUUUGCAGCUUGCAAAAAUAGAUGUUGCAAAAAAAAAAAAAAAAUACCCCAUUGUACCCUUCACCAAAAUAUAAAAAUGUGUUGGUAAACAAGUGUGUUCUAAAGUAAUUAGAAUGAUUGUGCUCUAAGAUCUAUCUGACUUGUAUGAUGUGUUCUGAUGUAGGGGAAUAGAUGUAUCAUUGUGUGGAGUGGUAUGAUGUUGGGGAGUAGAUAUAUCAUGCUGACACAUCAUUUAUGGAGUUGUCCUUAGAGCACUGAUGAUGAAAUAUCUUGAUUAUCCACUAAUUAACAAAAAAUAUUUUUUAAAAUUGCACCUGUUUAUGUCAUAAUAAUAAAUGUAUGGUCAUGGUCAGUAUUUUACUUCCACAUGUUUGUCUCAUGAACUUAGAAGGAAUUUAAAAACAUGUUUUCAAGGGUACUUAUACACUAAUGUCAAGUUUUUGACAGUAAAUAACAGGUCUCUGUAAUAACUGAAGGUUAACUCCCUUUUGCUAGUUUCUGCAUUAUCUCUAGGUUAAUUCCCUUUUGCUAGUUUCUGCAAUAGCUUUCGGUUAAGUCCCCUUUGCCAGUUUCUACAUAAGCUUUAUGUUAACUCCCUUUUAAUAGUUUCUACAUUAUCUCUAGGGCAAUUCCCUUUUGCUAGUUUCUGCAAUAGCUUUAGGUUAAGUCCCCUUUGUCAGUUUUUCUAAUAGUAAUAGGUUAAUUCCCUCACCCUAGUUUCUGCAUUGGCUGUAAGUCAAUUAUAAUAUGAUCUAAUGCCUGUUUUUAAAGAUGUAAAUACGUAUAUAAUUCAGAGACUUUUUCUCUUCUCUCUUUAUUCUAUGUAGAUGUUGUGAACCAGAAAUUGCUUUUAAAGACUUAGUAAUUUUCUCAUUGUGUGGCUGCAGGUUUUUAUUACAUUUGGUGUAUAAUUAGCACUGAUGUUUGGUUUUUCUUGAAACUUGUGUAUACUAUUUCUGUGACACCUAGCUUAGUGGCUAUUACAUUUACUAGGGUAAUGAGUAAAUAAGAUUUUUUUAGUCAGCUGGUAUCAUGUGCAGGUUUGCCAGUAUCAGGUGCUGGUCAGCCGGUAUCAUGUGCUGGUUUGCCAGUAUCAUGUGCUGGUUUGCCAGUAUCAUGUGCAGCUUAGCUGGUAUCAUGUGCUGAGACACCAUCCUGUAUUGUCAUCCAGUAUAAGUAUUGUAUAUAGCUCUGUCAGUAUUGUCUUGAGAAAAUAAUUCACUGCCUUUUCUUCAACUACUGACCUUUGAAAUCUGACCUGGGUCAAGUGGCAUAGGGCAGCUGUAAAAUUGCCUUUAAGAGAUGAAUCCAUAGCUUCAGCAGAAAACCUUUUUGUGUCCAGAUUUUUCCCACCUAGCUUUUCAUUGUUGUAAAUACCCACCUGAUAACUGCUGUCUUGGUCAGCCCAGGAUUAGCAGGUCACCUGAUUACUGCUGUCUUGGUCAGCCCAGGAUUAGCAGGUCACCUGGUUACUGCUGUCUUGGUCAGCCCAGGAUUAGCAGGUCACCUAGUUACUGCUGUCUUGGUCAGCCCAGGAUUAGCAGGACACCUAGUUACUGCUGUCUUGGUCAGCCCAGGAUUAGCAGGUCACCUGGUUACUGCUGUCUUGGUCAGCCCAGGAUUAGCAGGUCACCUGGUUACUGCUGUCUUGGUCAGCCCAGGAUUAGCAGGCUUAAUAGAUUAAUAGAGUUACUUAAAUUUAGAAUGAAUAAUUCAAGAUGGUGGCUUAACCUUGUUUAAAAAAUAUCUAUUUUUAAAACAAUUUUAACGCAUUAUCUAAAGAUGUCAAAGAAUAGCGGUUUUAAAACAUCUUAUAAAAAAAUGUAGACUGGAGAAUAUUGUGAAGUGUAAAUACCUAAUCACAAACUUCAUUGGACACAAGUUGUGCCUUGAUUUCCUUUUUUUUGUCAACAAAUGUUGUUUGACACUUGACUUGUCACAUUGUCAACCUAUUUUAUUUUUGCCAACAAAUGUUGCUGGACACUUGUCACAUUGUCAACCUAUUUUAUUUUUUUCAACAAAUGUUGCUGGACACUUGUCACAUUGUCAACUUAUUUUAUAUUUGCCAACAAAUGUGCAGGACAUAUCCAUUGGAUGAUUGUCACAGGCUAAACUACUACUACCUUUUUGUACUUGCUUCAGUGUGUACCAAAGUUUGUGUUCACUCAGGGGAGGUAAUUUGUUGGCCUUAAUGUUGUAUCACUCUAUACCAUUACCAGAGGGGAAUUUUAUUGCAGACACACAAGAAAUACUUGCCUUCCAGGACUGUUCCAUUCUGGCAUUUUUUUGGUUGUGAAGUUUAUAGUCAGAAGCAAAGUUACUUUUUUUUUAUAUAGACACCAAUAGAGUCCUGUAAAUAGUAUUACAAUGGAGUAGCUUCCCCUUCCAUUUUGUCUCAUAGUUGCUCAAUUUUUUUUAAAAAUGUGAUUUUAGUUUUGUCUAUUUAUUUUAGAGUUACUGUCCUGCUUGUAUAAAAAUGUCACAUCAUUAGAAUAAUGUGAGAAAAAUGUCAAUGUGAUUUGAAUUAUGCCAUAAAAAGCUACUGUGAAAGACUGCAGUUGGCAGAAAAAUGCUGACAUGACAGGUAGGCUUGGUGACCACCAUUUAGCCUGGUCAUGACGUCAAUGGCCUGGUCGCCACUUGGUCUAGUACCUGUUGCCAGCAUUUGAAAGUGUGACACUGAAUGCAAACAUUCUAGCGAAUUUCUUUAAAAAAUUGAUGCUGUUUUAGAAUGUUAUCAAAUUAAUUUUAAAUGGAAUAAUAUGUUAUUGUUUAAAAAAAAUGUAAUACAUCCUUGUUGGUGCUUUGUGUGACUGACUAGAGUCAGUCUGAGAUUAUGGGAUACCUGCUCCCAAUUUUCUGUGUUUCUCAUUGUUUGCUUUAUGCUAGACAGAGUGUGACCGCCACAUGAGUUAUUUGCCAUGCAGAUAGUGGACUUGUGAACAUUAUAUACCAUUUGUUGAUAGUUUCAUGCUUUGAUGUCAGGUUCUAGUAAAAAAUAACUUGACCCCCUU